Messenger RNA from Psylliodes chrysocephalus, 8678 nucleotides. NCBI's taxonomy places the organism in Eukaryota, Metazoa, Arthropoda, Insecta, Coleoptera, Chrysomelidae. The record is from the annotation of a GenBank genome assembly.
CGUCGUGCACCGUUCGAGUAGUACGUGUCGGAGUGUUGCUCUGAUUAAUUUUCAAUUUUGAAUCUGAGUCUUGUUGGAUUAUUAUGGUUUUCAAGGUGUUGAAGUAAACAUUGAUUUCUUUAUGUUUACCCACAAAUGCUGGGAUAUACUUCCUACAGGGACUGGACAGGACCGGGGUCUGGUGCCCAGCAGCAGUUGUCGGUCGUGACCACGGUGUGGGGAGUGAGCACCACGACGCAGUCGGGCCCCCACGGGGGCGCCUAUACGGGCGGCCCGACGCCCAACGCGAAUCCUAACUACAUUGGAGGACAAGGCACUGCAGGAAAAGUGCAACAAGGAGGCUAUCAAGGAGGAUACAGGCAAAACGUACCGCCAGGGGUCGGUGGAUAUGGUGCAAGUAAUGUUAUGAAUGGUGGUGACCAAGGUUACGGAAGCGGAAACGCACUUAGUACCGCCGCAAUGGUAGCAGCAGCGACAGCUACAGCUACCGCCACUGCCAGUGUGGUAGCGCUGCAAGAUAAUUCUCAAUUCAAUAAUCAACAGUACCAGCAAAGCUACCAACAGCGAAUGAUGGGCAUGAACGGAAUGAAUGGCAUGAAUCCCAUGAACAUGAACAUGGGGGGCAUGCACAACAACAUGAUGAGCAAUAUGGGACCUAAAAUGGGAAUGCAAGGCCCAGGACCAAAUUCUAAUUCAAUGUACCCCAGAAGAAUGACCCCUUACCCCUCGCCAGCAAUGCACAUGAACCAAAAACGAGGCGCGCAACAGAAUUACCCCAAUUCAUGCCCCACCAUGAAUCCUAACAUGAGUCCUAUGAAUCCCUCUAUGAAUCCUUCUAUGAAUCCUUCUAUGAACCCUUCCAUGAACCCUUCUAUGAACCCCUCUAUGAACCCUUCUAUGAAUCCCUCUAUGAAUCCCUCUAUGAACCCCUCUAUGAACCCCUCUAUGAAUCCUUCUAUGAAUCCCUCUAUGAAUCCUUCUAUGAAUCCAAGUAUGAGCGCUUCGAUGAACCCUUCCAUGAAUCCCAGUAUGAAUCCUAACAUGGCCGCCUCAAUGAAUCCUAAUUUUAACCCCAAUGGUCAGUACCCCUACAAUAGCACAAGGCAGCCAACUUUCAGCCAGUAUCCCUCACAGCAAACACUAGGUCCCUCAAACAACUUUGGGCCCGGCAGUAUGAUGUCCAUUGGCACGCCCAGGCAAAUGAGGCAAGCCACUCCACCAUACACCAACCAAGGACAGUAUUUUAACGGAGGAUCGAUGAACCAGUUCCCAUCCAACAAUUCUGGCCAGUAUAACAUGAGCAGUAACGCUAGCGGCACCAACCAGUACGGUACCAGUUCCUCGGCACAGUUCCAACAAGACGUAUCCAUGAGAAAUAACAUGAGCUACCAGCACAGUCCCAUUCCGGGUAAUCCUACACCUCCUCUUACUCCAGCCAGCAGUAUGCCGCCGUAUAUUAGUCCGAAUCCCGAUGUCAAACCUAACUUCAGUGAAUUGAAGCCUCCUUUACCUUUGCAAAAUGAUGAAUUGAGGCUAACUUUCCCGGUUCGAGACGGUAUAAUCCUACCUCCAUUUAGGCUAGAACACAAUUUGGCUGUCAGUAACCAUGUUUUCCAGCUGAAACCGACCGUACACCAAACCUUAAUGUGGCGGCAAGACCUAGAACUACAGCUCAAGUGCUUCCACCACGAAGAUAGACAGAUGAAUACCAAUUGGCCUGCUUCUGUACAGGUUUCUGUCAACGCAACGCCGUUGAUGAUUGAUAGGGGGGAGAAUAAGACGUCACACAAACCUUUGUAUUUGAAGGAUGUGUGCCAACCUGGAAGGAAUACGAUACAGAUUACGGUCUCAGCUUGUUGUUGUUCGCAUCUUUUUGUUCUUCAACUGGUUCACAGGCCGAGCGUCCGGUCUGUACUCCAAGGCCUUUUAAGAAAACGACUACUUACUGCUGAUCAUUGUAUUGCUAAAAUCAAAAGGAACUUUAGCAAUACUGGAGCUUCUAACGCUGGAACUGGUGAUAGGGACGCUGUUGAACAAACAGCUCUGAAAGUUUCUGUGAAGUGUCCUAUAACGUUCAAGAGGAUAACAUUGCCUGCAAGAGGGCACGAGUGCAAACACAUACAAUGCUUCGACCUGGAAUCGUAUCUUCAAUUGAACUGCGAGAGAGGUGCUUGGCGGUGUCCAGUAUGCAAUAAACCUGCGCAAUUGGAAGGAUUAGAAGUCGACCAAUACAUGUGGGGUAUUCUUAAUACCUUAAGCACAUCUGAGGUAGAAGAAGUCACUAUUGACAGUUCUGCUAACUGGAAAGCUGCUAAGGUACAUAUACCUGGAAUCAAGAUGGAGGACGAGAGCAACGAUUCUUGUAGCGCGAGUAAACGAAAUAAGGCCAUGUCGCCGGGCAGCAUGACUCUUCCGACUAUGAACAACUGGGAUAUGCAAGCCAUGUCGCCCUACUUACCUCCAGACAUGAACAGCAUCGCCAGUGGUUCCAUGAUGAAUGGAGGACCGCCUGCGUACGGCAAUUCAUAUUCGGGAAGCAACGACUACUUAAGCGGAAACGGUCCAUUGUCGCACCUCAGCGAGUCUGUCAAUUCUUUGGAUCCGCUGAAUGCCAUGGAGAAAAGCCUCAAUGAACAGAUGCCUCACACACCUCACACGCCUCACACCCCGCACACGCCUCACACUCCCGGGGGCGGUACGCCGGGUUCGGCACACACGCCUGGCGGCGGUACGACUGGUCCUCCGAGCGUUCCACCAGCCACUUCCGAUUCUCACAAUACCAGCACCGGUUCUAAUAAUGGUACUUCUGGAAGUGGUUCUAACGGUGGCGGAAACAAUGACAGUUCGAUACCGGAAAUACCCUCAGAUCUCAACUUCGACCCAGCGGCGGUUAUCGAUGGAGAGGGGACAGGACAGGAGGCACUAAAUUUACUGCCCGACAGCGUUGACCCAAUGGAACUUCUAUCCUAUCUGGAUCCUCCAGACCUAAACACACCGCCUUCUAGCGGUAGCAGUUCCGGUCAAGCCAAUACGUCGGCAAAUGACGAUAUCCUAGCCCUCUUCGAAUGAGCUGCGCCCAUUGGGAAAAUGGUAAAUUAAUACGGAGAGAAAUAUGACCAGAUACUGCGUGAAAGUAACGUCCAAUUUCCUAACGCAUAAUGAAUGGACGUCAUCUAGGUCAUCCUCCAUAAAAGAUAGCCUGCUAUCUUGCUCUAAUGCACUCAUUCGAGAUUACUCUCUAUUUCUUUCUCACUGCUCUGAAGAACAAUGCGAGUGAACAAGUGUGAUAUCCUAAGGACGAUGAUAAAAAUCGUGUAUUAGUUAGAAUAUUUGAUGAAAAAAGGUCUAAAUCAAAUUUAUAUUGUAAAAAUUUGUAAAUAUUGUUGAGGAAAAAUUCGUGGCAGAAUGAUUUUAUUCUAUUGGUUCGAAUAAAGGCGAGGUUGAUUUGUUUUAGGGAAAAGUGGUAUUUUCGGCGUUUUCUUGUAAAGAAUCAAAACAUCGAUGCAUUUACAUUUUGGAAUUUUUUCCAUUAGAUUUUUCUCUUUGUCUUCACUUAAGGAUAGAAUUUGAAUUUGUAAAUGUUUUAUUUAUUAGUAAAUUAACAAAAUUCAUUAUAACAAGUGACUUGAAAGUGUUACUACCAACAUUGCACCAAGAAUACCACUAAAUAAGCUCUUAAAACUGAAAAUUUAGGGAAUACCUGAUGAUCGGUACUAUAAUUUUACAAUAUUUGUAAAAUCUUGUUCAAGAUCAGUAUUUUUUAGAAAAAUUGAUCGAUUUAUAUAUAACGUUUGAAUGUAUAUAAAUUUGAUGAGGUACAAACUUAGAACUAUUUUCUCUUACCUUUUUUGUAGGAGGUAAUAAAAAUGUGUCAAUAAAGUAGUAAUAUGUGGGGUACUUACUAGUAUAAAAUCAAUAUGAGAUGGCCUGUUAUAUAGUCCUUAGAUAUGAUCAGCUCAAAAAAAUUUGGGAGGGAUUUGUUGUAAAAAAAUGUUUAAAUUUGGUUUUUAUAGAUAUAUAUUUUUGGAUAUUACAUAUUUUGAUUAAAAAAUACAAAAUUUUAAAAUGAUGAUUAUAGUAUUUAGAGCUGAUUCUAAUUAUUUAAAAUGAAAGCUUAUCAGGAAUUGUUACAGUAAAUGUAUUUUUUGUUGAACUGUAAUACCUAAUAAAUUAGUUUGAAUUCGAGAACUAAAAUUCCUAGUUCAAGCUGUGGUUUACUAAAGCAAUUCCUUUUAAGCAAUUUUAAGCAAUGUAUAAGGUACCAUUUGCAUUUUUUUUAAUCGAAACCAAUGGAAUAAAACGACCAAUAAAAAACACAAAAACGAAGACGGCCAGUUUAAUAUAUAGUAUUAUAAACUAAAAGAACAACAUACUUAUAGUAGAAAAUUUGGAACCAAAAUUUAGGUACCUACUAUUAGGACUGUUCUCGGUCAUUUUUUGCAUCUCAAUGUGCAUAGGCUUCAAGUAUUAUUACGCUGUAAAGAAUUCUGUGAACCUUUUAUAGUAAGUCAGACAUGACACCUUCAAGGAAGCAAAAAAAUGGCUACCCUCAACAUUGUAGCUACCACAAAAACAAAACAUUUAAUUUACCCUAAGAGCUCGUUCAGGCACAUUGGAAACUGACCCUAGUCUACUGACAAGUGAUAGUUUUGACGUAAGUUAUUAUAUUCACUAUUAUUUUUCAAUUAACAAAAAGUUGUAGAUUAUUAAUUCAGAGCAUUGAAUAAUUAUUUUAUGUAGAUUAUUGUUGAUAGAGACUUUUACAAUAGUCUACGGAUUGGGAACUUAUAUUUAAAUUUAAGGAUAAUGCCAUUCUAAAAUCAAAAUUUCAUGACAAAUAUUACUGUAUUAUACUUGUGCCAUUUUAAUCGAUAGAUGCUCAAAAACUGAACAAUCUCAAUUACAAAUUAAUUUUAUAACAAAAAUAUACAAAUUAUACAGUCUAAUUAAGUCGGCAUAAUAUGGGAAACUUUUUUAUUAUUAGUUUUAUGCAAAAAUUCUAUUCUUCAUAAAAAGUUCUACAUGGUCUAAAAUACAGACAGAUAUUCAAAUUUUUCAGUCUUAUAAGAGAUUUGUAAAGAGUAAAGUACCUUUAUUUUUAACUAUAUCGAAAAUUGUUAUUAAGAAAAGUUGAUCAGAUUUAAAAAAUACAGCCAGAUAUUCAUUUUUUGUAUAUUUUUUGUUUAUAAAUUCUAAUUAGUUUUGACGUUUACUUUAAAAAAUUGGUCAUUGCAUCCUAGACUAAAAAUCAAUUUGAUUUAGUUUAAAAAUUAAACUGGUGUUUUGACGAUAACUUUAAAUAUCAAUGUGUAGACAUACACUAUGAAUUUGUUUUUCAUGUUAGAUGGAUAAUAUUGGAUAUACGAUUGUAGUUUUAAAUUCUAAUCAACACGUCAAUAUCGUUAAAAAUAAAGAUAGAUACUUUACUCUUUCAUAAAAUUCAUAUUUUUCGACAAAUCUUCUACACAACCUGAUGGUUGUAAUUUGCGUUUUGGACUAAGCAGAACUUUUUAAAAGGAAUAACUUUUUUUUAUAAAACUGAUAAUUUUCUCAUAUGGUGCCACCUUAAGUAGACACACUGUAUAAAAUCUUAUAUAGUGAAUAAGUAGAAAAUAACAGUUUUAGCCUAGAUUAUCAUAAUUUGAGUUGGUUGCUAGAGUGAAGCUCAAAAUGGACCAAAUAUCUUUAAACCUUCAUAAUGUUAUACAUUAUGACAUUUGACUUUGACAUAUUUUAUCGUAAUUGACCUCGAAUUUUAACAGUUCUGUUAAAAAAUACGUUUUGAGGUAUUUACUAUCUUGAUGGUAGCCUUGAGUUGUUAUAUUGUUUGUAUUUUAAACACAAACACCACAUAUAAUAUUUUUUAAAGAGAACUCUGAUAAGACUGUGAUAUGAAGUUUAAGUGUAAGUAAUUUUAACAUAUUCAAUUAUUGUAUAUUUAAACUAAUGAUUAAAAUUAGCGAAAAAAUAUUAUGUUAUAUAGUGGACUUUGUGUAAAAUAUCGUUUAAAAUUUGAUGUGAUAGAAAAUAUAUUUUUGGUGAAAAAAUUGAUAGCGUUUUAUUUAUUAUUGGGGGUUUUAUGAUGUUUUGGAUAAUUAAUUUUGCAGAAUAUUUCAUUUAAAAUAUUGACAAUCAAAAAUGGCUUAUAUAUGUCAAUUACGAAUUUUUUAUUUCGAAUUUUAAAAUUUAUUAAUGAAACACAUAUUUAUUCAAUAAAUUCUGCAAAAACUAUUUCUAUUAUAUUUCCAAAUAGUUAUGAAACGCCCUGUACAUACCUUAAAUGUGUCUGUCUGUAAUAGUAUCUGAUGUAUAGGGUCCAAGUUCCUAACAAUUAAUAAUUUUUAAAGGUUACUAAUGAAAAAAAUAUAUAUACGAGGUUCACAUGAAUUUUUAUAUAAUUCUAAAUGCCAAUACAAAUAUAAAAAAUUAAACUCAUUCUAAACAAACUUAGAGGAGACAUAUAUGUCAAUAAGCUGUAAUAUUAUAAGUAGAAAAAUUAAACAGCUAUUUAUUUAAAGUUUACACAAAUAUUACACGAAUAUUUGACGAUUUUACCACUACAGUUGCUUCCAAGUUGUAAACUUUUUAUAAAUAAAACGGUAUAAAAAUAUGCCAAUAAUUUGUUUUAGGUUUUAAAUGAUAAAGAACCCUGCAACGUACACAUGCGACAAAUUAUUUUGAGGAAAGAAUCAAAAAUAUUUUUUUGUGCCUUUUCAAUUAUCAAAUUACACAAAAAAUGAAAAUCGAACGAAAUAAUCAUAGUUAAUGAAUGUUGUUUUAAAAUAAGCGGUAGUUUUUGUUAUAUAAGGUGAUUCUAAAUAAAACUGCCAAAAUAAUAAUGUAAACAGAUUUAAAAAUAAAAAUACCCACCCGUAUUUUUUUAAGUUGAGAAAUCGAAUUAAUAAGAUAUUAAACCGGGCUUUAAACGAAGCUCUUAAAACAUUUUUUUUUAUUCUAAAAAACUACUGAAUCGAUUAGUGUUAAAUUUUAAGUGUGUUAACCACUAAGACCGGUUUCAACAUGAGUUUUCAAUUUUUGAUAAAGGACGUCACUUGCUUCCAUGUCCAAUUGCUUUUUCUCAGCGUAAGACUAUGUUAUUUUUUUCAAUAUUCUUAGUCACAAAAGAAAUGAAUUGUGAUUAAGAAUAUUAAAAAUUUCGAUAGUGUUACACUAAGAAAAGCUAUAAAACAUAAAAAAAUAUUUUUUUGAUUAUUUCUGAAAAAAUUGAACAAUCAAAUGAAAUUUCUUAAAAAUUAAACAAUACAAUUAAUAUUGUCUGCAUAUAUUUUGUGUAAGGUUCUUUAUUAAUAAAUCUUGUAAAAAUAAUCAAAAUCUUUUCAUUUUAAAAGAGGACCAAAGGCCUAGUGAAAUAUAAAAAAAAAUUGUUUAAAAUCAAAAUACCAGCUCAAUGUUAAAAUUCUUCAUAAUAUAUAAAAUCUGAAUCGUAAAAUGAAAUUUUGUAAUGGGUAGAUAAUAAAAAAUACCUGAUUUGAAAAUAAAAAUAUAUCAUUUUAUAAUAAAUUAUUCAUUAUAUUUGUCCCUUUUUAAAAUUUAAAUGAGACAUAAUAUACCUAUUAAAAUUAUUAAUUCUGGAAUGAGAAAAGUAAAUAUUGGGAAUAUGAAAUCAUUUUAUCCAGUCUUUGUUGGCAUAUAGCUAUGAUAAAAUUUUCACAAAAUACAAUUAUCAAGAGUAAUACCACACGAGGUGAGAAUUUUUGAGAACAUUUUGUUGUUUCCUACAAAUUAUAAAAAUUUCACUCAAUAAAAUCCUCCCGAAAUACCACUCGACUGAUGUUCACCUCUCGUGGUAUUUGGAAAGACUAUUUAACAAUAUAAACAGAACGUUUAAGUACAAUUUAAUGUUAAUUUUAUUUGUUUAAAUAAUUUACAUUAAUAUUUGAACAAACAAAAUUUAUGUUUAUUUCUCGUCACCUUUUUGACUUCUCAUUGACGUUUCGCAGGAUAUAGUAAAAAUACUGAAACUCUCAGUGUUGGAAAAAAGAGGAUUCUCAUUGGUUGAUGUAUUAUAGUGUUAAAUAAUCUUCUAAAUGGUGAGAAAUGGAAAGAAUCAUAUAGGAUCUACUAAAUUGAAUCCAAAUUAAAGAAUUCACAUUGUUCAUUAUUAAUAAAUAAUUGUUAAUAAACUUCAAAGAAAUAAAUUAAAAUGAUUUGAUGAUAGAUCAAAAAUAUAUAACAUGAUAUAUAUUUAAAUAUACAAGAAAAAUACUAAUUUCUGUAAUUAGACCAAAACUGUUUAACAUAUCAUUUUGUUCUUUUUGGACCAAUAUUGUAACAUUUAAUUUUGAAAUUUUCGAAUACGAAAUAUUUGUAAACCACUUAAAAGAAUUAACAUAAAAUUAUUGGCAUUUUUAUAUUCAUUUUGUAUGAGAACUUAUAAGUAUAGAAAAAAUUAUUCAAGUAGUCGAAAAUGAACUCUGUAUGAUUUUGCUGUUGUAUAUAUACUGUACAUUGAAUUAAGAAAUAUUAUGUCUAUGCAUUAAUUUAUGUGUUUUACUACAAUCCCUUUUUUGCCUCCAUAAGCCAGCACAAAAUUCUGGAAGAAUUAUUAACCGCAAGUAAGAAACAAUUUAAAAAAAAAUUAAAUAGUAUAUUUGACUCGCUACUUGUAAUAGUCACUUGUAUGUAGAUAGGGGGUACACCUCGGCAAAUAUCACACC